This is a messenger RNA of Aplysia californica (California sea hare), 504 nucleotides long. RefSeq names its product calcitonin gene-related peptide type 1 receptor. The coding region runs from base 40 to 504 and encodes 154 amino acids. Gene Ontology annotation, cellular component: plasma membrane. The record is from RefSeq and is a predicted model, not a curated record. Gene Ontology annotation, biological process: cell surface receptor signaling pathway; adenylate cyclase-modulating G protein-coupled receptor signaling pathway. Gene Ontology annotation, molecular function: G protein-coupled peptide receptor activity. Lineage: Eukaryota; Metazoa; Mollusca; Gastropoda; Aplysiida; Aplysiidae. The transcript has 5 exons.
UCAAUUUAACUUUCCCCAGCUUUCGCUAACAAGGGGUGCAUGGAGGACGGCACUUGGUAUAUUUCUCCGAAAAGCAACAAGACGUGGACCAACUACGAGACUUGUGUCGUCUCUGAUGACUCUCACCGGCUGACCUUGUACCUGUCCAUCUCCGGCUACACCAUCUCCUGUGUGUUGCUCAUCAUCAGCAUAGCCAUCUUCAGCGCCUUCAGGCAACUCAGAUGUACACGGGUCCUGCUUCACCAACAUCUGUUCGUCUCCUUUGUCCUGACGGGCUUCAUGUGGAUCUUUUCCAACGCUCAGUUCAUGAUCAAGCCCGAAAUGCGGAAAGACAACCCGGCUUGGUGUAAAGCAAUGCACGUGAUCACUCAGUACUUUUCUGUGAGCAACUACUUCUGGAUGUUCUGCGAAGCUUUCUUCCUACACACCAUCAUUGUGCAAGCUUUUUCAAAGCAGAAGAAGCUUCUCAUGGCUUGCUACUUCAUCGGAUGGGUUUUGUUUUAA